Molecule: messenger RNA, 2629 nt
Organism: Eublepharis macularius
Lineage: Eukaryota; Metazoa; Chordata; Lepidosauria; Squamata; Eublepharidae
Gene: DYNC1I1
Product: dynein cytoplasmic 1 intermediate chain 1
Exons: 16
Coding region: 1-1938 (645 amino acids)
Biological process (GO): transport along microtubule
Cellular component (GO): cytoplasmic dynein complex
Molecular function (GO): dynein heavy chain binding; dynein light chain binding
Source: RefSeq, a predicted model, not a curated record
AUGUCAGACAAGAGUGAUUUGAAAGCAGAACUUGAGCGUAAAAAGCAACGUUUGGCUCAAAUACGAGAGGAGAAGAAACGGAAGGAAGAAGAAAGAAAAAAGAAAGAGGCAGAUUUUCAGCAAAAGAAAGAGCCAACACAGGAAGAUUCUGAUCUUGAUCGCAAGAGAAGAGAGACAGAAGCUUUACUUCAGAGCAUUGGGAUUUCCCCAGAACCACCUCUAGUGCAGUCGUUGCAUGUUUUAACAUGGGAUACCUGUUAUUUUCAUUAUUUAGUCCCAACCCCUAUGUCUCCCUCUCCGAAAUCAGUGAGCACUCCCAGUGAAGCUGGAAGCCAAGACUCCGGAGACUUGGGACCAGUAGGAAGGACCCUGCAGUGGGACACAGACCCUUCAGUGCUGCAGCUCCAGUCUGACUCUGAACUUGGCCGCCGUCUGCACAAGCUAGGCGUGUCAAAGAUUACCCAGGUUGACUUCUUACCUCGGGAAGUGGUGUCGUAUUCGAAGGAGACUCAGACACCUCUUUCGACUCAUCGGUCUGAAGAGGAUGAGGAAGAUGAGGAAUUGGUUGAACCAAAAGCACAGAAUGAAUCUGAGAUGGAAACUCAAGAAAAGAAGCAAGAUGUGAAGGAAGCUCCUCCUAGAGAACUGACAGAGGAAGAAAAGCAACAGAUUGUCCAUUCUGAAGAAUUCCUUAUAUUUUUUGACCGUACAAUACGAGUGAUUGAGAGAGCUCUUGCUGAAGAUUCAGACAUUUUCUUCGACUACAGUGGUCGAGAUGUUGAAGAGAAAGAUGGAGAUGUUCAAGCAGGGGCCAACUUGUCCUUUAACCGCCAGUUCUAUGAUGAACAUUGGUCUAAACAUCGGGUUGUCACUUGUAUGGAUUGGUCUCUUCAGUAUCCUGAGCUGAUGGUUGCUUCCUAUAACAACAACGAAGAUGCCCCACACGAACCAGACGGGGUAGCCUUGGUUUGGAACAUGAAAUUUAAGAAAACUACCCCUGAAUAUGUUUUUCAUUGUCAGUCUUCUGUGAUGUCUGUCUGUUUUGCACGGUUUCAUCCAAACUUGGUUGUUGGAGGCACUUAUUCUGGUCAAAUUGUGCUGUGGGAUAAUCGCAGUCACAGGAGGACACCAGUUCAGCGCACACCUCUUUCUGCUGCUGCUCAUACGCACCCUGUAUACUGCGUCAAUGUCGUUGGAACACAGAAUGCUCACAACCUCAUUACCGUUUCCACAGAUGGCAAAAUGUGUUCUUGGAGCCUGGAUAUGCUCUCAACUCCACAGGAGAGCAUGGAGCUGAUGUUCAACAAAUCCAAGCCAGUAGCGGUUACUGGAAUGGCUUUCCCAACUGGAGACGUCAAUAACUUUGUGGUUGGGAGUGAAGAGGGCACGGUCUACACAGCGUGUCGUCAUGGAAGUAAAGCGGGCAUCGGUGAAAUCUUUGAAGGCCACCAAGGUCCAGUCACUGGAAUCAACUGCCACAUGGCCGUCGGUCCAAUUGACUUCUCCCACCUCUUUGUCACAUCAUCAUUUGACUGGACUGUCAAAUUAUGGACUACAAAGCACAACAAGCCGCUCUACUCCUUUGAAGACAAUGCAGACUAUGUCUACGAUGUCAUGUGGUCGCCAGUGCACCCCGCGCUCUUUGCCUGCGUGGACGGGAUGGGCCGCUUGGAUCUCUGGAACCUGAAUAAUGACACCGAGGUUCCAACAGCCAGCGUAACCAUUGAAGGAGCUUCUGCCCUCAAUCGAGUCCGUUGGGCCCAAGCUGGUAAAGAAGUAGCAGUUGGCGAUUCAGAAGGAAGGAUCUGGAUCUAUGACGUUGGAGAGCUGGCUAUACCACACAGUGAUGAGUGGUCUCGGUUUGCCAGGACUCUGGUGGAAAUCCGGGCCAACAGAGCAGACAGUGAAGAAGAGGGAGCCAUGGAAAUAGCUGCCUAGAAGAGAUGAAACCUCUCCCUAAUUCAUCCCAGGUUGGCAUCUGCCCUGGGUUGAGUACGCCAUUGUUUAGUGUCAAGUUGGCAUUGUUGUGGCUUUCAAUACCAGUGUUCGUGCCAGCAUUAGAGUUCUCAUUCCUCCAUAUUAAUCACACUAUGCUUAAAGCAGGCUGAAAAUAUCCAGAGCCUUUUCACGCUUCAUAUUUCUUCUUCUUCUUCUUCUUUUUUUGAGAAGUUAGGGAUAAGAAGACAAAUCAGGCUGCCAUGGGAUUAGUGCUUGCCUUUUAACUCCUUGUAGUAGCUACAAUGACUAGCUGGAAAUCCCUGGAUAAACUUGGGCUCCUCAGCACUUCUGGCACAGCCCUAUUAAAUCCAUAUGAAGCCUGAUCUGAUUGGGUGCAGAUGUGGUGUGCUUCACGACAUGGGACUGGGCAAAAUACGUUAGAUGUGGUGUUUCACAUGGUGACUUACAUUAUGAAUGGAUGUACUAUACGAAUGUUGCUGCUCCUUAUUUAUUGCGGUGUGCUGCAUGGAACAUAUUUAUUUGAAAGCAUUAAAAUAAACGAUCCUAGAGCAUGUGCAUAAUGAGCAAGCGGCAUUGUCUCCACAUGCCUGUCGGGGUUAUGUCGAGUUCCAAAUAACAAUUACAGGAUGUCACUUUGUACUAAAAUGAAAUCUGUAAGAGGUUGGUUGAA